GUUCCUGAACUACUGCGUCGUUUAAAUAGCACUGCCCAUUCUACACAUUCGAAAUCCUUGUGAAAUCCAUGACGUAAUAUAUGUAGUAAUCUAUAUCUACAAUGUAUGUAUUGCGACACGAGUAUAUGAAAACCAGGCCCGUUAACCGAACAUGAAGAAAUUGAUAUGGAUGACAUUCUUAUUGCCAAAUGUGUGUGGUGUUGACAAGAUAGCAGAGGCCUGCUAUGGCGAUGGUUGGCAUCUACAGCCUGGCUGUGGUACUCAGGAAACAACGUAUCCAGGCCUAAUCUUUCUCGGUGCCAAGGACCCAUUAAGUUGUCCAUCUGUACUGAAUUACAACGAGACGAAUUCUACGCUAACAGAUUUGUGCUGUCGGAUAAAUCAAUCUAAUACAUGUGGGGGAAUGUUGAAUAUCACUACUCGCCCAGUGUACCAGACAUAUUUCACCAAAUGUGUGGGAAGACAGCAGUGCUCAGAUGAUGUACCUAUAGAACGAAUCCAAAGUUCCACAUUUCAAAACUGUAAUCCACAGUUUCAUGAAAAUACAACAGUUGUAACUAUGACGUAUGAGUGCAUUAAAGCUGUGAGAAAUAUGUUCAACGUAAGCAUCAUUACAAAUCAUUCGGCAAUUCACAUCAAAGGACAGGACUAUCCUAAUCCAAUACAAAAGCGGGGAGUAGACUGCAACAAUCCCGAUGACGUCAUUCAAUGCUCAAUAGAGACCAGAGACUGUAGUGAUGUGAUUAAUGUGGAAUCCUGGGAUCUGAGGUUGGAGCACGGACAGGAACUCUGGUUCUGUGAAUUGAAUGAAACUGUCAAACUGACCUCGGACAACAACACUGGGGUACACAAGAAUCUGAAUGCGUAUCAGAGCGUGACUAACCGCAUCAUCGUGACAUUCAAAAAUAAUUUUUCCCGUGAUGGUGGUCAUUUCUGGCUUGCAUUUGUUCCAGAUCCAGUUUCUUCGACAUUAACAGUAAAGUGUCCUGUAGCGAAUGCAAGCUGUCCUCAAUAUUCCUCUUGCCACAUAUUUCAGGAAAGGACCUGCCCACCGUGUGGCACUAAUUGUAUUGAUGACAAAAACAAAGUUCCUUAUGAUAUUAUUAUUGCCAGUGUGGUGGUAUUUUUCCUCAUCGUUUUGAUUGUGAUAAUAAUAGUUCUAUGGAAGUAUGGCUGUUUGAAGAGAAAAAUCAAACCCAAUACAGGGAAUGGCAAUAAUCAACCGCAGCCAUCUGGAGAUGAUUUAGCUGAGCGAGAUCAAAAUGAUAUAGCCUUAACACGUCCAAUCAACAGGCUACCACCCAUAGCCCCCACUACCCAAAAUGAAAGUGAAGAAAUUAGGACACGAAAGGAGAAGAAAAAGAGGAAAAAGAAAAGAAAGACUGUGACUGAAGACAACUCAUUUUCAGAUCCGAAUGAGGCAUCAAUGACACAAGGAACUGAGGUAUCAAAGAUGACUAAUAGAAAGGAAAGCAAGAAAGAGAAUACAUCAGAAGCAAAUCCAGAUGUGGUGUCGAUUUCUGGAGAGAGAACUGAGGUAUCCGAAAGGACAAGUAGAAUGAAAGGCAAUGCAGAGGACACUUUUACUUCAUGUCCAGAUCCAAACGUGACAUUGAAUUCAGGUGAAGAAAGGGAUGUAGCAGAAACGAGAAAACCAAAGAAACGCAAGCGAAAGAAAACAAAGAAGAACAAAACUAUUCCUGAAGACGAGAUCACUGACAAGUAAAGGGAUUUCCAAUACUUGUAAGGAUUCUACUUCAAAAGAUCGGAUAUUUCAUCUGAUCAUAUACACUUAAAUAUAUGUAGGAGGUAAUAGAAUAACAGUGUAUGUAUACUAACAGAACUAUAUGGUUUGGGGGAUAUAUACUAGACCAAGUUCGUGUCUACACCUGAGUGCCCCCCCCCCCCUUCCCCCCCCCCCCCCCCACGGCACCUGAAUCAAAGUAAUGUGCUUUAUUGACAUAAUGUACAGUCAUUAACAUGUAUCUCAUUAAUGAAAUUCCCUCUUCUAUUAUUGAUGGACGGUAGAAUAGAAAGAUGAGUAAAUGAAUAAGUGGAUUGACACAAGCUUUCUAUUCUUUUUAUUACUAAAAUUCAAUUAGUCCCAAUUAUUUCAAUUUAUCGUUAACAUUCUGCCAGUAAGUAUGAAAUUUUCCAUUUUCAGUCCCAAACACGUCAAAAAUCUUAUCCUGAAUAUUCAGUUAUUUGAUAUUUUUGAUUAAUGGUGAACUAAAACACGUCCCAUUUGAAGUUUAAGGACUAAACAUUCAUGUUAUAUAUGUAUUAUGGAGGAAUACAUGGAUAGAUAAUGGAAGCAUAAUGUGAUUUGUAAAAUUGAACCGAUUAUACAAAAGUUACUCCAAAUCUCCAUUUAGUUUAUAUAUCCCCAAUGUUAUCUAAUACAUUUGUUCACGGUAUUGUUUAUUAAAGCAUAUGACCUGGAUAAGAAUCUGGUUUUUAGAACAGUGUUGUUUGGAAAAUGAUGUAAUACCUGUUACUGGCACUAUUAUUAUUAUUUUAUUCAUCUAUAAAGUGCAAAAUUACAUAUAGUUUCUAUAUACUCUCUAGAAAUAGAAUUCUCCAGAAUUCUGUUCUAGUAUGAAUAAAUCGUAAAUUAUUUCGUCUGUGAAUUCGACGCAGCGGUAAACAAACAAGGGACACUCCUUUGGGAACUUAGAGUAAUGCAAGUUAGUAUUUUAUCAGUGAUAUUUUUUCUGUUAAUAAUUGUAACUGAAUUGUUAAAUCUUUGAAUUGUUUGUGACUGCAUUUUGCUGGUGUUGGGUUUAUUCUUACCCAUGGCACCAAUACUUAUAAUAUAACCAUCCUAAUAGAAAUAUAUUUCUUUAAUUCAUGUUUUGUUGAGGUUUUUAUGCCAAGCUGAAAUUUCACUACUUUUAACGAGAAAUAAAGCAUCAUGCAUUGUUUCAUGGUAAAACGUUUA
Molecule: messenger RNA, 2941 nt
Organism: Ostrea edulis (European flat oyster)
Lineage: Eukaryota; Metazoa; Mollusca; Bivalvia; Ostreida; Ostreidae
Exons: 7
Coding region: 152-1726 (524 amino acids)
Source: RefSeq, a predicted model, not a curated record